AUGGCAUCCUACCAAGAUAUCGCCUACCUAUCGCUUUCCAAAUUAAAUUCUAGCCAACACUCACGCACGGAGCCAAAACUAAGGCGCCAAGUACUGGUCAGAAACAUCCUCUUGACAUCCCUCUACCUCACACAACCAGAACCGCAGCAUUCCUACCCACAACAAUACCAAGCCAACGAAACCAGAUCACAGGAAGAGAUCUGGCUAGAUGCCUGCUUCGAAGCUUGUUUUGAUCAGUUAGACUACGACGAUGAUAUGAUUAUGGAUGAUGAAACAGACAACCAAGACCCAUGCUCAAAAGGCAACAACCGACUCGUACUAGCUGUCCCAUUUGACUAUGUGUCACCCGUAGGAUCCACUUCUCUACCACCAGAUCAUCAGUCGUUUGAAAAAGACGAGCGAAGGAUAGAACAGAGGCCGAUUGCUCUGAUCGAGUGGUCCUGGUGA
Messenger RNA from Phycomyces blakesleeanus NRRL 1555(-), 447 nucleotides. RefSeq lists its product as hypothetical. NCBI's taxonomy places the organism in Eukaryota, Fungi, Mucoromycota, Mucoromycetes, Mucorales, Phycomycetaceae. The coding region runs from base 1 to 447 and encodes 148 amino acids. The transcript has a single exon. The record is from RefSeq and is a predicted model, not a curated record.